AUGUCAGGCGCCAACUCGUCCUCCUUCGACAACGACGGUGACAGUCUUAUGCAGUCUGGCAAUUCGUCCCCCAAGCCGAGCACUCCCAACUCCCAGAUCCGCUCCAUCGCCAUCUCCGACCUCUCGCCCCCAGACUCCCAAGGCGUGCCUCAUCCUCCCUCGGAGACUAUGCCCACUGUCGCUCCAUCUGCUUCCGGUGCCAACAUUAACGGCAAACGCCCCAUCUCUUCCAUCGACCACUCUCAAGAAUUGCAGGGUGGUGUUUCCCUCAGCGCUGCUAUUCCUACCGAUACGCAGGUCAGGGCCAGCGCUGCUACCACAUACCACUGGACUCAAGCUGAGGAUGCGCCUGGAUAUGCCUGGAAGAACAAAAAGGCUCAGGACGACUGUAGCCGCGCCUGGGACGCUCUUGUCGACAAGAACCGCAGCAUCGGCAACAAAUACGGCGAUCCCUAUGCCAUGGCCGACCGCGAACUCGCCCACAUGAACUCGCGCCACCAGUAG
Molecule: messenger RNA, 504 nt
Organism: Aureobasidium pullulans EXF-150
Lineage: Eukaryota; Fungi; Ascomycota; Dothideomycetes; Dothideales; Saccotheciaceae
Exons: 3
Coding region: 1-504 (167 amino acids)
Source: RefSeq, a predicted model, not a curated record